This is a messenger RNA of Coregonus sp. 'balchen', 8671 nucleotides long. Lineage: Eukaryota; Metazoa; Chordata; Actinopteri; Salmoniformes; Salmonidae. The record is from the annotation of a GenBank genome assembly.
AGGGGCUGGGUGCGAAGUAUCAUGGAGGAUCAGUAGAACUGUGGCCAUCCAAGAAAACCGGGCUGUGGGUCCAAACUCUGGAGUUUCAGAAAUUUGAUAGGAUUUUUUUUUUUUUUUUUACGUUAAACUAGUGUUUUAUAUUUUACUAAUAAUGGAUAUGAAGAAGAGGAUCAGUUUAGAAUUGAGGAAUAGGACACCAGCAGAGGUAAGUGAUCUUGCCAUUAUUUAUCUUAAACAUGAGGUGAUAACUAUGCGAGCGGAUAACCCAGAGAAGAGCAGGAUUUCUUACGAGGCUCCGCUCUGCACAUUAACAACAAGAGAGGAUGCGAGUCCAAUUAGGUUUUCAAGUUUGUUUGUUUGGGAUUCUGAUUAUUCGUCCGAUCACAACAUAUGUUGGUUGCUGUACAAAAACGAACUGCAAUUUAGAUCGCUUUGUGAUUCUAAUAGCAUUUUAUAGAUCUGCAACACUGUCUUUGCCAUCCUCCUCCUCCUUGUCUUGCGCCCGGCGAGAGAUCCAUUGAACGUUCAAGGUGGCGGAGCGGGCAUAAUUAUGAAGAACACAUUCCCCUCUGACUAUGCUAUUGUUGUGAGAAUAGUGACAUUGUGAAAAGCCAAUAACAUCUUUAAUAGGGCUCAUCUGACGUCGUGUUGACUCCUGUAAUAUAGCAGGCUAAUCCAAAUAGAGAAUUCACCACUGACAUGAAAAUGUGAAAUAACUUUUGAUUGCCUUCGGGAUGCGAUUAAUUGGUUUGUCUUGGAAGUUGCCUGAUGUUAUUCCAUAUGAAUUCCGAUGCAAAUAACUAUUUCUGUCGAAUUUAAAAACUCAAGCUUUCCAUGCGUAAGGAGGCUUUUGACAGAUCUUACCAGGUUAACCAAAUGUCACAACAAGCUGGUUGGUUUCUCUGAGCAGACAUUUUACUCAUCGAAUGGGUUUAGCUAAGACUCAUUUAUUUUACCGUAGCAUUUUUAAAAGUCCACGGGAUUUAAACAUCAAUACUUCGAAUGAACAGCGCCUGCAAUAACUUAUAAGCAAUUUAAAACCAGCCUGCACGCGAGCUGACGGUUGUCGGAGCGAGACGCACUGGCUACGGUGGCGCCAGUGUAGAGGAUUUUCUUGUACAGUGCAUGCUGUUGAGCCCUGUUUCUGACGGGCGGGGAGUGGAAGUCAUUUUGUUACAUCUAUACAGGAGCCCAUUUUGACGGUGAUAACCAGUUUAACUCGAUUUAGACACACGUAAAUGGAUAAAUUGUGCGUAUUAUGCGCCUACAUGUAGGCCUAAAUCUAAAUGUAGAAAGUUUACUUCCCAAACUAAUUUCAUACACCUAUACGAUUCACUCCGCCGUCCAUUUAAAUAGUCUACUUGUACUCCCAUCGGAAAGCAAGUUGUCUUUCGCCUCCAUGAUGUAGUGAUUAUGUAACAACAGGCUUUUCCUCGUUAUGAUUAACGACGACGAUGUCUGUGUAAAAGGUAUAUGUACACAUUAAAGUGUAGCAGAGUUUGUGGUCCUGUUCUGCGUUUUAUGAAUUUAAGUAAAAUGGCAGAUGGCGUGCGGGGCUCAGACCUACCCCCAAUUUAGUAGAUCAGGCUACAGUAAACCCCCCAAACCUCAGAGAUGGCGCUUGUCUGAGGGUUGACAAGCCAGGUCCCCAUUCAUUCAUGCCACUGACUCUAGACUUCGGCAAACCUAUUUCGCUUACCAUUUCUGUAGUUACAUAACAAUGCUGUGCAUUCGGCAGUGAUGUCCAUUUUGCAGGUGCUACUGUAUAGGAUGUAGGCUACAUCUCCACUGUUUUUCACUCAACGACAAUAUCGAGAUGUGCACAGAACUGGUCCUUUACAAUCGAGAGGCAUUAAGUGAAGAUAAAACCAGACUAAGGCUGUGACAAUACCAGCCUCCUUUACCAUCUCUUGUUUUGGGGAGCAUAUUAUUUAAAUCUUAAAGGUACGAUUUAUACAGUGCAUUCGGAAAGUAUUCAGACCCCUUGACUUUUUCCACAUUUUGUGACGUUACAGCCUUAUUCUAAAUUUGAUUCAAUAGUUCCCCCCCCCCCCCCCCCCCCCCAUCAAUCUACACACAAUACCACAUAAUGACAAACUGAAUACAUGUUUUUAGAUUUUUCUUGCAAAAAAAACUAAACAACAGAUAUCACAUUUACAUAACUAUUCAGACCCUUUAAUCAGUACUUUGUUGAAGCACCUUUGGCAGCAAUUACAGCCUCGAGUCUUCUUGGGUAUGAUGCUACAAGCUUGACACACCUGCAUUUGGGGAGUUUCUCCCAUUCUUUUCUGCAGAUCCUCUCAAGCUCUGUCAGGUUGGAUGAGGAGCGUCGCUGCACAGCUGUUUUCAGGUCUCUCCAGAGAUGUUCGAUCGGGUUCAAGUCCGGGCUCUGGCUGGGCCACUCAAGGACAUUCAGAGACUUGUCCCGAAGCCACUCCUGCGUUGUCUUGGCUGUGUGCUUAGGGUCGUUGUCCUGUUGGAAGGUGAAACUUCGCCCCAGACUGAGGUCCUGAGCGCUCUGGAGCAGGUUUUCAUCAAGGAUCUCUCUGUACUUUGCUCCAUUAAUCUUUCCCUUGAUCCUGACUACUAUCCCAGUCCCUGCCACUGAAAAACAUCCCCACAGCAUGAUGCUGCCACCACCAUGCUUCACCGUAGGGAUGGUGCCAGGUUUCUUCCAGACGUGACGCUUGGCAUUCAGGCCAAAGAGUUCAAUCUUGGUUUCAUCAGACCAGAGAAUCUUGAUUUCUCAUGGUCUGAGAGUCCUUUAGGUGCCUUUUGGCAAACUCCAAGCGGGCUGUCUUGUGCCUUUUUACUGAGGAGUGGCUUCCGUCUGGCCACUCUACCAUAAAGGCCUGAUUGGUGGAGUGCUGUAGAGAUGGUUGUCCUUCUGGAUGGUUCUCCCAUCUCCACAGAGGAACUCUGGAGCUCUGUCAGAGUGACCAUCGGAUUCUUGGUCACCUCUCUGACCAAGGCCCUUCUCCCCCGAUUGCUCAGUUUGGCCGGGCAGCCAGCUCUAGGAAGAGUCUUGGUGGUUCCAAACUUCUUCCAUUUAAGAAUGAUGGAGGCCACUGUGUUCUUGGGAACCUUCAAUGCUGCAGAAAUGUUUUGGUACGCUUCCCCAGAUCUGUGCCUCGACACAAUCCUGUCACAGAGCUCCACGGACAAUUCCUUCGACCUCAUGGCUUGGUUUUUGCUCUGACAUGCACUGUCAACUGUGGGACCUUAUAUAGACAGGUGUGUGCCUUUCCAAAUCAUGUCCAAUCAAUUGAAUUUACCACAGGUGGACUCCACAAUCAAGUUGUAGAAACAUCUCAAGGAUGAUCAAUGGAAACAGGAUUCACCUGAGCUCAAUUUCGAGUCUCAUAGCAUAGGGUCUGAAUACUUAUGUAAAUAAGGUAUAAAACAUUUUUUUUAUAUAAAUGUGCAACAAUUUCUAAAAUCCUGUUUUCGCUUUGUCAUUAUGGGGUAUUGUGUGUAGAUUGAGGGAAAAUUUGAUUUAAUCCAUUUUAGAAUAAGGCUGUAAUGUAACAAAGUGGAAUAAGUCAAGGGGUCUGAAUACUUUCCGAAUGCACUGUAAAAGUAUGUGGACACCCCUAAAAAUGAGUGGAUUCGGCUAUUUUAGCCACACCCGUUGCUGACCGGUGUAUAAAAUCGAGCACACAGCCAUGCAAUUUCCAUAGACAAACAUUGGCAAUAGAAUGGCCCAUACUGAAGAGCUCAGUGACUUUCAACGUGGCACCGUCAUUGGAUGCCACCUUUCCAACAAGUCAGUUGUAAAAUUUCUGCCCUGCUAGAGCUGCCCCGGUCAACUGUAAGUGCUAUUAUUGUGAAGUGGAAACAUCUAGGAGCAACAACAGCUCAGCCGCGAAGUGGUAUGCCACACAAGCUCACAGAACGGGACUGCCGAGUACAGAAGCGCUUAAAAAUUGUCUAUCCUCUGUUGCAACACUCACUACCGAGUUCCAAACUGCCUCUGGAAGCAACGUCAGCACAAGAACUGUUCGUCGGGAGCUUCAUGAAAUGGGUUUCCAUGGCCGAGUAGCCGCACACAAGCCUAAGAUCACCAUGCACAAUGCCAAGCGUCGGCUGGAGUGGUGUAAAGCUCGCCGACAUUGGACUCUGGAGCAGUGGAAAUGCGUUCUCUGGAGUGAUGAAUCAUCCUUCGCCAUCUGGCAGUCCGACGAACAAAUCUGGGUUUGGCGGAUGCCAAGAGAAUGCUACCUGUCCCAAUGCAUAGUGCCAACUGUAAAGUUUGGUGAAGGAGGAAUAAUAGUCUUGGGCUGUUUUUCAUGGUUCGGGCUAGGCCCCUUAGUUCCAGUGAAGCGAAAUCUUAAUGCUACAGCAUACAAUGUCAUUUUAGGCGAUUCUGUGCUUCCAACUUUGUGGUAAAAGUUUGGGGAAGGCCCUUUCCUGUUUCAUUAUGACAAUCCCCCCAUGCACAAAGUGAGGUCCAUACAGAAAUGGUUUGUCGAGAUCGGUGUGGAAGAACUUGACUGGCCUGCACAGAGCCCUGACCUCAACCCCAUCGAACACCUUUGGAAUUAAUUGGAAUGCCGACUGUGAGCCAGGCCUAAUCGCCCAACAUCAGUGCCCGACCUCACUAAUGCUCUUGUGGCUGAAGUCACCGCAGCAAUGUUCCAACAUCUAGUGGAAAGCCUUCCCAGAAUAGUGGAGACUGUUAUAGCAGCAAAGGGGGGACCAACUCCAUAUUAAUGCCCAUGAUUUUGGAAUGAGAUGUUGGACGAGCGGGUGUCCACAUACUUUUGGUCAUGUAGUGUAUGUUUUGGCCAUUGAGAGGCUUUGAAGCCACCAGUCAGCCAUAUUGGCACUACCCAAUCCCCCAUAGGAAUGAAUGUAAUUCUACAGUAUUUCAAUUAAAUGUUUCAAGGACAGAAUUACAUGUAUUUAAGUAUUUUAUGGAAAAUGUUAUGUAUUUUUUUCAUGUUUUUAUUUUUGUUGAAAUUAUAUUAAGUAUGCAUGAAUGUGUCUGUAAUAGAAUACAUGUCAAAGAAUGUAGACAUUAUUAAAUGCAUUUCUAUAGCUUCCAAAAUAUUAUUUACAAUGGAGGAGUGCCAAGAUGGCUGUGCGGUGGCUUCAAUACAGCGCCCCCUGUCAGUCAUCCAGGGUUUAUACACAUCAUUGGUUAGCACAUUUAUACUGUUACCUCUUUUGAAGCCUUGUAGCAAGUUAGCUAGUCCCGCUGUGGCGUUUUUCCAGACAGGGCCUCAGUCUUGUGUACACACUAAAAGGCAUUCAAGCAGAAAAUUAUUGAAAAGGCAUGUGCUCUCACAGGAAACAGCUGACUUUAGGUCAAGGGUCAGCUUUUCCAAUUAACAUGUAAUAAGAUUUACUAAAUAACUGGUGAAUUAAACCAAACAAAUUAAAAAUGUUUGCUUUUAACUUUUUAGUUUAAUUCAUUUAUUUAUUUAACAUUUUGCAGGAUGAAAUCUCUUGAUGCACCACCUAAUUUUCAAGAGUGUCCAAUUUAUCGUGAUGACUAUUCCUACAGGUGGCAGAACUGGUGGUGGAUAACUGCCGCACCAGUGAUGGUGAAGUAGAGGGCCUGACGGAUGACUUUAAGGAGCUGGAAUUCCUCAGCAUGGUCAACGUUGGACUCACCUCCCUGGCAAAGCUACCCUCGCUGCCCAAACUGCGCAAGGUGAGUAGGGAAGCCGGAUCCUUUUGAGCAAUCGAUUAUCUCACUCAAAAUAAUUUGUUUGCAGAAUUAUAAGCCACUCUGGUUUUACUCCCAAUGACCAGGAUUACAUAUUUGUUCCUAAAUGAUUAAUCAAGAAAUGAUUAUGUUCUUUCCUCACAGUUGGAGCUGAGUGACAACAACAUCUCGGGUCAUUUGGAGACACUUUCAGAGAAAUCCCCCAACCUGACGUAUCUAAACCUGAGUGGCAACAAGAUCAAGGAGCUGAGCAACGUUGAGGCCCUGGUUAGUAGUCGUUAAGGCUACAAUUAGGGGCAACUCCAGGCAUAACUCAGUCAGUCUUAAAUCAAAUCAAAUUUUAUUUGUCAUAUGCUUCGUAAACAACCGGUGUAGACUAACAGUGAAAUGCUUACUUACGGGCCCUUCCCAACAAUGCGAAGAGAAAAAAUAGAAAAAUAAUAACACUAGGAAUAAAUAUAAAAAUUAUAACAAAGGAAUAAAUACACAAUGACUAACGAUAACUUACUGUUGAGAGUUAGAAUAGUGGAAUACACAAGGUGCAAGUUAAAAAUCUCGCUUAGUGCCCCCAAAAGGCUAGAGUCGGCCCUGAGGCUACUGGUUUUAUAUUAUCUGAGAAAACUACUGUUAGCGUCGGGUAUUAUAUUAUAUCACAAACUAAUUAUCCCAUUCACAAGGAGACUAGGACUUGUGCAUGGAUAGAUUAUGUUAAUAAGGAUUGUUUAAUAGGAUGUUGUGCUCUAACCUCUUCUCUCUAAAACCACAGCAAAAUCUGAAGAACCUGAAGAGCCUGGACCUGUUUAACUGUGAGAUCACCACACUGGAGGAGUACCGUGAGAGCAUCUUCGAGUUGCUGCCUCAGGUCACCUACCUGGACGGCUUCGACCAGGAGGACAACGAGGCCCCUGACUCGGAGGCAGACGACGAUGGUGAGCAUGGCUACCAGAAUACAACAACAUGGUGCUGUUAGUGAUAUUUCAGCGGAACUUUCUUGAACAAAAUGCUUCUUCAUUCAUAGAUGAUGAUGAGGCGGAGGACGGAGCCGGACCGACAGGGGACUAUGAGGAUGAGGAUGAGGAGGGCUCGGAAGGAGGAGAGGUUGGGCUCUCCUACCUAAUGAAGGAAAGGAUCCAGGUGAGACAACUGGAAUAUUUGUCAUGUUUUUUCGGAAACAUCUUAAUGGUUUAUUUCCAAAGACUUGAGUCAACGCUUAAUUAAAGAAUGUUAACUCCCCCCACCCCUAAGGAUGAAGAGGAUGAUGAUGACUACGCAGAGGAGGAGAAGGAAAAGGGUGAGGACAAGAAUUGUUGUUGACCUGUCAUUUGUAAUCAAACCUAAGUACAUGGACUCUAGCCUGGAAAGGGUCAGUUAUGUUUUUCUGACACAGAUCUAUUGAUGUAAUCAACCAUACACCAGGUAUACCAAACAUUUGGAACACCUUCCUAAUGUUGAGUUGCACGGCACUCUCCCAUUUUGCACUCAGAACAGCCUCAAUUCGUCGGGGCAUGGACUCUACAAGGUGUCGAAAGCGUUCCACAGGGAUGCUGGUCCAUGUUUACUCCAAUGCUUCCUAUAGUUGUCAAGUUGGCUGGAUGUCCUUUGGGUGGUGGACCAUUCUUGAUGCACACGGGAAACUGUUGAGUGUGAAAAACCCAGCAGCGUUGCAGUUCUUGACACAAACCAGUGCACCUGGCACCUACUACCAUACCCUGUUCAAAGGCACUUCAAUAUUUUGUCUUGCCCAUUCACCCUCUGAAUGGCACACAUACACAAACCAUGUCUGAAUUGUUUUAAGGCUUAAAAAUCCUUAUUUAAACCCUUUCAUCUACACUGAUUGAAGUGGAUUUGACAAGUGACAUCAAUAAGGGAUCAUAUCUUUCACCUGGUCAGUCUGUCAUGGAAAGAGCAGGUGUUCUUAAUGUUUUGUAUUCUCUGUGUAUAUUAACAUAUCUAUUAACAUUGAUCACAGGUUGGCUGUUACUCAAUUUGUGACAAUGACUCAGAGCAAAGGGGCAUUGGCUCUUUGACACAGGAGGGUUUGACUUCUAUUGAUCAGUUCCUCAGCCCUAUGUGACUUGUAUUGUUUUGUCACUGAUCUGUGAGUGAUCCCCAUUGAGAGCAGUUGCUAGCAUUGACCUCUGAAGCCAAGCAAGGUCUACCCGCUACACUUAAAACAAGGUUAGAAUACCUCCCUGCACCGUAGGAAGAUCAUUCCUUUCGACUUAACAGUUAUUGCAGGUUGUGGACAUGUAAUCCAGAGAUGGUUCAGGCCAUUUAGUUGUUACCUUGUGAAUGCAGCCAAAGGCCUCAUGUGAAAGUUAACUACUCCUUCUGCACACUGAUUCGAAAGCUGUGCCUACUGUGAGAUGACCUCAGUAAGCAGCACACUCGCCUGUGUGUGCAAGGAGUAUAAAUCAGCCCUCUCCUAUAUGAAUUACCAGCAAAAAUACUUAGCUACUAUCUCAUACAUACGCAGUAGAUUUGAGGUCUUGGGGAGCCUUUGAAAGUAGACUUGGAUGCAAGAGAACUGCAUUAACAUGAAACCAAAAUGGACUCCUUAGCCUCUCUUGCAGUGUUUCGCUAAUGGUAAUUCAGUCUACAGAGUGGCCUUUGUUAUGUGACUGAACAGAUGUAUACUGGUGGUACUGUGUUUGUUUUCCCUCUGGUGUUUUUGAGAUGGGUAGGUGGGUGCGGAACAUGCAGUGGGUCGUGUAUCAACUCCCACAUAGCCUGUGGAUAUGAUUUCAUCAGAAGGAUGUUGAAUUCUGAAUUAAGGGAAAUGCCAAUUGGAUUUGAUUGCCAUUGUUAAUUUUUACUUGGUCCCGAUUAGAAAUUAUGGUCACCACUUUUUUUUUAUUAGACAAAUUCUGACAUUUUGAUUGUCUUGUGUCCUGUGCAGAGGAGAAGGCAGGAGUCAAAGGGGAGAAGAGGAAGAGGGAUGUUGAGGAUGAAGGGGAGGAUGAUGAUGAUGAUGAUGAUGACGACGAUGAUGACUAG